Messenger RNA from Aspergillus nidulans FGSC A4, 1140 nucleotides. RefSeq names its product LysM peptidoglycan-binding domain-containing protein. The transcript has 3 exons. The record is from RefSeq and is a predicted model, not a curated record. Gene Ontology annotation, cellular component: extracellular region. NCBI's taxonomy places the organism in Eukaryota, Fungi, Ascomycota, Eurotiomycetes, Eurotiales, Aspergillaceae. Gene Ontology annotation, molecular function: chitin binding. The coding region runs from base 1 to 1140 and encodes 379 amino acids.
AUGUCUCUUACAACCCGCGGAUAUAAUCCGUCCAUCACAGCUAGCUGUGAAGGAUUCAAGCCCGGCAAGUCGCACUGCGUCGAAGCGUGGGGAGAGCCUGCGCCUACCAAGCCCCCAACGACGAUCACGACGCCGACAACAACCACAACCACUACUACCACCAAGACUGGAAACGCCCCUGGCACGACCCAGGCUGGCCAGAUAGGGACCUGUAACCGGUGGGAUCUCGUCAAGUCCGGUGACAGCGGCAACGUAUUUUUGGAGAAGUAUUCAGGUCUGACCCUGGCCAACUUGGUCAGAUGGAAUCCGGCUAUUGGGUCUCGAUGCCAGAGCUUAUGGGUUGAUACUUAUGGAGCACCUACUCCCUCCACGACUACCACAACUAUGACUGCUCCCGUUUACGGCAUCACUACCCCCUCGCCUAUUCAACCAGGAAUUGUUGAUGACUGCAACGACUUUCACAAAGUUCAGUCGGGAGACACUUGCGCCAGUAUUGCCCGGUCCGCCGGGAUCUCGCUCUCGCAGCCGGCGGACCUCGCUCUCAAGUUUACCUCAUGGAACCCCGGUGUGGGAAACGGAUGUAGCUCGCUCUGGCUGGGUUACUUCGUUUGCAUUUCUCGGGUGGGUGUGACCGCAACGAUUACGAUGACAACAACUACCUCCGGUAAUGGAAUCUUCACACCAACUCCAACCUUACCGGGGAUGGUGAAGAACUGCGACACCUUUUACCUCGUGAAAUCCGGCGACGGGUGCGCAGCUAUCGCCUCAAGCAAAGGGAUCAGCCUUUCACAACUCUACGCCUGGAACCCGAAUCUUGGGUCUGAUUGCUCUGGAUUAUGGUCUGAGUACUAUAUCUGCGUUUCAAUCGUCGGGGUGAACCCGACCUCGACAACAAAAACGACCACGAAGACCACGACGUCGACAAAGGGAAAUGGAGUUUCCACCCCUACCUCUAUUCAGGCGGGGAUGACGAGCUCCUGUAACAAGUUCCAUAAGGUUGUGUCGGGAGAUCAGUGUGGGACGAUUGCGUCCAACGCUGGGAUUACACUUGCGAAUUUCUUGAAGUGGAAUCCGGGGGUUGGCGGGUUCGCAUGCCGGUCGUUGUGGUUGGGGUACUAUGUGUGCAUCGGCGUUCUUUAG